This is a messenger RNA of Terrapene triunguis (Three-toed box turtle), 3148 nucleotides long. Its product is annotated as fibroblast growth factor receptor substrate 3-like. Gene Ontology annotation, biological process: cell surface receptor protein tyrosine kinase signaling pathway. The record is from RefSeq and is a predicted model, not a curated record. Lineage: Eukaryota; Metazoa; Chordata; Testudines; Emydidae. The transcript is spliced from 8 exons. Bases 869 to 2518 code for a protein of 549 amino acids. Gene Ontology annotation, cellular component: cytoplasm.
UCACUACAGCCCGCAUUUUCAAACAUGUCCACUAAUUUUGGGCUGCCCAACAUGAGGCAGCUGGGGUCUGAUUUGCUGAAGUGCUAAGCACCCCGAACGUCAGCAGGAGCCGCAGUUACUCGGCACGCUGGGAAUCAGGCCAUUGGUGUCUCAAGCUGGGCACCCAAAAUCUCAGGCCACUUUUGAAUAUACAGAUUUAUACUCAAUUUUCACCAUAUACUGUAACCUGCCUACUAUACUAAACGCUCUAGGGGAGAUACCUGUGAUUCAUUAUAACAAGAGGUUUGGUAGUAGCUGUGCUGAGCAAUCUGCAGAUACAUCCCUCUUUUUUCUUUUCUUUUCUUUUCUAAGCUGAGUUGAGUGCUGCUGAAAGAAUCCAGGUUGGCAGCCCCGAAUCCAUAGCAACGUGCAAACAGGUGUCAGCUGAUGCUGGUCAGAAAAAUUCAAAUGAAACUUUUUUUUUUUUUAAAUCAGCAUUUGCUGUUUCAUCAAAAUGUUCCAUGGACGUGGAACGAUUUCGACUAAGUUUCGACACAUCCCUGCUUUCUCACCUGGCUUCUCGGCAACCUGCCUCGGGGAACCUAGGCUGUGACUAUGGGGCAGCCCACGGGGUGGACUGCCUUGGGCUCAGGAUCUUUCAAGAUCUGCAUUCCACGAGGUGGUCGGGAUUGGAAGAAGGACCCCCAGGCUCCAAGACAGCCCACCAGGUGAAACAUGGGACAGUUUCUACGGAACUCUAGGUGACUUCUUGACAUCCUGGUUACCAUGACACUCAGCAGAGGACUGUGGGAAUAAAGUGGGAAUCCCUCCCCGCCCUCAAAAAACCACCUAAUGGCCUCAACUGGGGCUCACCUGGUAUGCUAACGUCAUGGGGAGCUGCUACAGCUACCUGUGCAGAGACAGUGUCCCAGACAACCACCCCACCAAGUUUAAGGUAACAAAUGUGGAUGAUGAGGGUAACGCGCUGGGAUCUGGGAUUAUGGAGCUAACGCAGAUGGAGCUCAUCUUGCACACACACAAGCGCGAUGCUGUCAGGUGGCCGUACCUUUGCCUGCGCCGCUAUGGCUAUGACUCCAACCUCUUCUCCUUCGAGAGCGGACGCCGCUGCCAGACCGGACAAGGGAUAUUUGCCUUCAAGUGUUCAAGGGCGGAGGAGAUCUUUAACCUGCUGCAGGACCUGAUGCAGUGUAAUAGUAUCAAUGUGGUGGAGGAGCCAGUCAUCAUGACUAGGGGCAAUCACUCCACUGAGCUGGAGCUAUCCCGGACACCCCAGACAACCAACGCUCUGGGAUACACUGUUCCAGGGUUCCCCAAUGGAUUCCACAGCUUCCCUGGGGAAGCCCCAUCCUACUCCACGGCCCGACACCCUUCCAUGAACAGCUUGAGACACUCCUCCAUUGGGGAGGACUCCACACAUGCCCUCAUUGGGCCGGAUGAACAGUCCCACACCUAUGUGAACACAACCAGUGGCGAGGAGGAGAUGAGGGGCCGGCACUGCAUGCACUCGCUGCCUGAAGUCCACCCUCCUUUUCUGCACGGGAACCACAGCUGCUCUCUGGAGGACCGAAACCCCCAGGUCUUCCUGCAGCCGGGGGAGGUGAAGUUUGUGCUGGGCCCUGCCCCAGUUCACAGGCACAUGGUGAAACGUGACAGCUCCUGCCGUUACUAUCGGGAGUGCGGGGGGCACAUCUGCGGCCCUAACAACAACAACGAGUGCCAGGAUGAGUGCCUCGUGCCCAGGUGCGUAUAUGAGAAUGUGAAUGGCCUGCUGCCUGCUGGGGGCGCAUCUCUUCGGCGUGGCGGGCGCUUGAAACUCACCCGGGAGGACCUGGGCUUAAACAGCUGCUCUCACCGCAGGACACCCCUGCUGCACUACGAGAACCUGCCUUCCUUGCCUCCUGUGUGGGAGUGCCAGCCGCUGCGGCAGGACGAGGACUCUGGGGACACGCUGACUCCUUCUCCGAAUGGCUACCCCGAGCCGGACGAAGGUGACCCCCUGCAAAACUACAUGAACUCGGAGAACACCGCACUGCACAGCGGCCUGCGUCGGGAUGACUUCUUGCAGCACCGCCACAACUGCACACCUAGUGUCUUCAGCUUCGACUUCCGCCGGCCCUGCCCGGAGCAGCAGCGGCAGCUCAACUACAUCCAGGUGGAGCUGGAGGCUGACCCCCACAAGGGGCGCCAGAGCCUCCAGGUGCCCUGCGCCCCGCUUCCUGCUGCCCACCCAGCCAGCAGGAUGGACUCCUACGCGGUCAUUGACCUUAAGAAGACAGCAGCCAUGUCCAACUUGCAGAGAGCGCUGCCCAGAGACGAUGGGACUUCAAGGAAAACUCGGCAUAACAGCACCGACUUGCCUCUUGGCCUUCAUAAACCUUGGUCUCAAGAGUCAAAGGUGCUCUCCAAAGCAUUAUAUAUCUGGCUGGUGUCACACCGCUGGACACAAGGAGCUCAGCAUCGUAAAUGGGUGAGUACCUGCCUUGGAGACCCCGCAUGUGCUAACACAAAAAGGAAUUAGCCCCCGAACUGAAUUGGCUCCAGGAUGAGGAACACAUCAUCUCUUAAAGCUUGUCCUGUGGACAGAGGGCUUCCUCUGGUAUCGUCCCUGCACUGAUCUGUUCUGUGUGGGGCUGAUAACAUGGAAAAGACCAUGUGUCCCCAGGAGGCUUUCGGCUUGAGGAGAUUUUCUUUAGGUUUUUGAGUGGCUUAACUUUUUAAGUGUUUUUUCUUUGGGUUUUGAAGUUAGGCAGGUGGACUGCCUCUCCCUCGACAUCUAUUUGUGGUUGCCAGGGAAUAGGUCUAAUCUGAAGGAGUGUGUCUAUUUUUAGCUUGUUUUAUACAGCCUAGAUGCCUACUUUUCUCUCUAGGAAUGGAGAGGAACUGUAACGCUCUUGGUCUGAAUGCUAGUAAUAGUUACCUGCCUUACAAGGGUAUUGUGAGGAUUAAUUGAUGUUUACAGAGUGGUUUGAACACGAAAAAAAUUAUACAAGUAUUUUUAUGUAAGCCACUGUGUCCACUGGAAAAAAUUCCCAGCUGUUGCUGUCUUUAUCUCCAGUGGGAAGCGGCCGUCUAAAUACCUCUAACCCUCAGAAUCUCCUCUCUCCCAUGCUGGAAGGGGAUUGUUUCUGUACCUCUCAUGCCAGAGACC